GUAACUGUCAACAAUUUUCAUUCGAGCCGAAGCAUCUCAAGCGCUGUGAAUUUUUAAAAAUAAAACGCUGAAAAUCGCUCAUGUUUCAGCCUAAAAUAGUUUAAAUACGUGCAUUAAGGGCCACUGCAUACGAAGAAAGUGGAGUUUUGGUGAAAAAUGCGUGGUUUUCGCUGAGAUUGUGAUUUAAAAGUCGAAAAUUGCAAAUGGUGACGCACGCGGCGUUUGGCAUUUCUAAUUUUCGCUGUCACCAAUACUAUCGACCUAAGUAGGCAGUCACCAAUACAAACAAAGCAGGUGUCGGCGUUUCGUGUCGCAACCUACGCAAUCCCACAACCAUGACUUCGAUGUACGCUCAGAGUACGUCCUCGCCACAACCUCAGGUUGUGGAUACGGUCCAGAUGAACCAUUUCCGCAGUUUUGUGAACAUGCUCGGAGAUGCAUCUGCAAAGGACGAAAUAAAGCUAAAGGCGGCCCAGGAACUGAGCGAACACUUUGAGCUGAUCACGCAAUGCAGCGCGUAUCCAAACUUCCUGGAGCACUCCAUGCGAAUCUUCAUCAAGAUUUUGCAGGAGGGCGAACCGCACUUCAUUUCGGAGCUAAAUUUACAGCAAGUACGCAAGCUCGUACUGGAAAUGAUCCAUCGGUUGCCAACGUCGGAACUUAUUCGGCCAUACGUCAAGCCCAUCAUUGUUUUGGCCAUCAAACUGCUGCAGACGGACAACGAGGAAAAUGUGCUGGUCUGUUUGCGAAUCAUCAUCGACAUGCACAAGCAGUAUCGACCCUCGUUUCAUCCGGAGAUUCAGGACUUUCUUUCGUACGUAAAAAUCAUCUAUUCCGAUCUGCCGAAGCACCUGACUACGAUGUUCGAGCCGAAGCAGACCAUCCGAGUGAAAGACUUAAAAGAUGUAAACUUUGAGGUUCUUUUGCCGGAAACGUUCACAAUCACCCCGAUUCAGGUGGAGAAGAAAACGGCGGAUGGAAAGAUUGCCAACAUAACGUAUAACUUGAUCCCUAAAGGAAUAAACUCGCUGAAAGUACUGCAAGAAUUGCCGAUCAUCGUCGUGCUGAUGUAUCAGAUUUACAAAACCAACGUGCACCAGGAAGUCGUCGAUUUUGUACCACUGAUUAUGACAACCAUAACCUUACAACCGCUUCCAGUUCACAAGAACUCCCCGGCUUUCAACAAGGAAAUUUACGUCGAUUUUAUGGGCGCCCAGAUCAAGACGCUUUCCUUUUCGGCCUACAUAAUUCGGCUGUUUCAGGAGGUCAUCCUGAAUCACGCACCCACCAUGGUCAAGGGGAUGCUGAACCUGCUGGAGAGCUGCCCGAAAGAGGUGGCUCACCUGCGGAAAGAACUGCUCGUAGCCACCCGGCACAUUCUGGCGACGGAGCUGAGGAAUCAUUUCGUUUCCUCCAUCGACAAACUGUUUGACGAAGAUGUCCUGCUGGGCAAAGGGUGGACCACGCACGAAUCGCUGCGGCCGCUCGCAUAUUCCACGUUGGCUGAUCUCGUCCACCACGUUCGGCAGCAUUUGUCGCUGUCGGCGCUUUCGAAGGCGGUUCAUUUGUUUGCCAAAAAUGUGCACGACGAUUCGCUGCCAACCAGCAUUCAGACUAUGUCCUGUAAGCUGUUGUUGAAUCUGGUCGAAUGCAUUCGCAUGAAGAGUGACGUCGAAGCGGCGGCCAGCCGGGAGCUGCUGAUUAUGAUGCUGAAGGUUUUCACGCAAAAGUUUCACACCAUUUCGAAGCUUCAGCUGCCGCAAAUCAUGCAAAAGUGGAAAACGAUGAAACCGGAAGCUGGAAGCGGCGCCGGUGGUGGGAGUCCCAGUGCAGCACCCCCGACGCCAGGUGGAACCACAACAGCAGUUGCUCCGGUGGCCACUCCUCAACACACGCCGCAAACAUCGGCAGCGACCAGCGACAGUGCGAAAGAUUUUCUCGGGCUCGAUUUGUCGGACAAUUCGUCCAAGCUGACCACGAUUGGAUUUCCCCAGCCGAACAACCUGAACGUAACCGAGUAUCGCAGCCUGGUGAAGACACUUGUAUGCGGCGUAAAAACCAUCACCUGGGGUUGUCCGGCGGCUAAGACAAGCCAAAACGAGCACAGCUUGCCGGCGUCAAAGCUGUUUAAUCCGUCGGAAAUUCUGAUCUUUAUCGAUCUCUUCCACUGGGCGCUGGAGGCCCUGGACAUUUACACGAUCAACGUUCCGGUCAUGGGCAUGCCGCAGACACUUCCCCAGCAGAAACAAGCACUCCAAAUGCCGCGAUCCAAGGAGGAGAAGGAAGUUCUGGAACACUUUAGCGGAGUGUUUCUCACGAUGGAUUCACAAAACUUCCAGGAGAUAUUCGCGUCCACUAUCGAUUUCAUGGUCGAUCGGCUGUACAAAAACUCAGCCCUGCAAGUGAUUGCCAAUUCGUUCCUGGCGAACCCUAAAACGUCGCCCUUGUUUGCCACAGUUUUGGUGGAAUAUUUGCUCGAGCGCAUGGAAGAGAUGGGUUCAAACAUCGAGCGUUCGAAUCUUUACUUGCGGCUGUUCAAGUUGGUGUUUGGAAGUGUCAGUUUGUUUGCUGCAGAAAACGAACACAUGCUAAAACCACAUUUGCACUCCAUUGUAAAUAAAUCGAUGGAGCUGGCGAUGACGGCCAAGGAGCCGUACAAUUACUUCCUGCUUUUGCGUGCAUUGUUUCGGUCGAUUGGUGGUGGAUCGCACGAUUUGCUGUAUCAGGAGUUUCUGCCGUUGCUGCCGAAUCUGCUAGAGGGAUUAAAUCGACUGCAAAGUGGCUUCCACAAGCAAUUUUUGAAAGACCUUUUCGUUGAAUUGUGCCUAACGGUGCCUGUAAGGCUAUCUUCGCUGCUUCCUUACUUGCCCAUGCUCAUGGACCCUUUGGUUUCUGCAUUGCACGGUUCGCACACGCUGGUCAGCCAAGGUCUGCGCACUCUGGAACUUUGCGUAGACAACCUGCAGCCGGAUUUUCUGUACGACCACAUUCAACCGGUACGUGCCGACUUGAUGCAGGCACUUUGGAGAACACUACGUAACCAGGACAGUGCCGCCGUGGUGGCGUUCCGUGUGCUCGGCAAAUUUGGCGGCGGAAAUCGCAAAAUGAUGAUCGAACCACAAGCGCUUCAGUACUUGGAAAGUGACACCCUGCAGCCGGCCGUAGUGGCUUACUUCCAGGAGCACCGUAAACCCAUCGAUUUCCCGGUAGACAAGGUUAUCGAGACGGCUUUCAACGCGCUCAAAACAAGCACCACCGAUCCGUUUUACUGGCGCCAAAGUUGGGAAGUGAUUCGCUGCUAUCUGGCCGCGUCGAUUUGCCUGGACGAUGACAAACACACCUUGCAGAAGCUGUUCAUGCAUCCCAGCUUCACCGAAAACAACGUUCUGCCAACUACGGCUUAUUACACCUUAUAUGACAAGCAGGCGAGGCAGACACACCAGCGGGCCAUCACCGGCAUGUUUGUGGCCGCAGCCACCAAAGAACUUCGCGGCUCCGUCCUACCCACCAUGGUGGCCGUUGUCCGGCACUACACAAUGGUCGCGAUCGCCCAACAGGCCGGACCGUUCCCCCACAAGCACUACAAUGUAAACAGCGGACUCGACCCGCUAGUUCUGAUCGACGCACUCACAGAAAUAAUGGGCCAUGAAGAGAAGGAACUCUGCAAACCGGGCAAUCUGGCGAUGGUGCUAAUUCUUGAGACCGCAACCAACAUCAUGGGAUCGAAGGAACGUGCCUGUCGGCUGCCGAUGAUGCAAUACUUGGCAGAGAAGAUGGCUGCCCUCUGCUACGAACGUCCCUGGUACUCAAAAAUGGGCGGCUGCAUCGCCCUCAAAUUCCUGUUCCAAAAUAUGGCCAUGCGAUGGCUGUACCAGCAUCUGUUCAUCUUUCUGAAGGCCUUCAUGUUCAUCAUUAUGGAUCUAACUGGGGAAGUUUCCAGCGGGGCUAUCGACAUGGCCAAAAACUAUCUGGAAAAGAUGCUGAAAAUCUGCAUGACCCCGUUAGACAGAGACUGCAAGAACGACGAACUAGUUGCCACCCAGAAAAAGGCCAUGUACGACGUAAUCCACGAGCUCGUGCGCCAGGUUACCAGUCCCCACACACUCGUCCGGGAAACGGCCAUGUCAUCGCUGCGUUUGAUUGCCGAACUGCAAAACAAGUCGGUCACCGAGGUUAUGAAUCCGCACCGCGAAGUACUCGUGGACAUGAUCCCACCCAAAAAGCACCUCCUGCGCCACCAACCGGCGAGCGCCCAGAUUGGCCUGAUGGACGGAAACACGUUCUGCACGACGCUCGAGCCACGACUCUUUACCAUCGAUCUAAAUAUCCUCACGCACAAGGUGUUUUACCACGAGGUGCUAACCCUAUCGGACGCCGAGGACACCACGCUGAACAAGCUAGACUGCUACAAAACCGUAACCAAUCUGAUUCCACUGCGGAAGAGUGCGCUGCGUGCGUUGGCCGCCUGCCACUACAUUCCGAACGGGUGCCGCGAAAAGAUCUUCUCCAUUCUGUUCAAGGCGCUCGAGAAGAACAACGUCGAACUGCAGGAGGCGGCCUUCGAGUGCAUGCAAAACUUCCUACAGGGAUGCACUGUGGACAAGGAGACGAUUCACGCCGGCAUCCGGCCGCUGUUGAUGCAGCUCGGCGAUCACCGCAACCUGACGCUGAACGGCGCCAAACGGUUGUCCUACCUGACGCAGCUGUUCCCGUCCAUGUUCAACGAGAAGCUGUGUGAUUCGUUGCUUCAGAUCGUGAAAAAACUGCUCGAGAGCUCCAUCACUGCCAACAAGGGAUCCAACUUUUUGGCCAACUCCAAGACGGGCGAAACGGAGCAAAAGAUUGUGACGAUCAUCGGAAUAUUCCACCAGAUUCCGGCUGCCAGCGCCAAGUUUAUCGACAGCUUGUGCAAACUGAUUCUGCAAACGGAGAAGAGCCUGAUGAUCGAACCAUGCUCACCGUACCGCGGUCCGUUGGUCAAAUUCCUGCUCAAGUUCCCCAAGGAAACGAUGGAACUGUUGCUGAGCGAUAUCAACGUGAAAGACGCGCAGUGGAAUCGGUUCAUGAUCUACCUGCUAAAGCACAAGAACGGUCUGUCCUUCCGCAAUGCGAUCCAGGAGAAGGGACCGCGGCUGAUACAGCUCAUACUGAUCAACUCGGAGGGCAGCAUUGCGAUUUCGCAAGGAAAAUCCUACGAAGAUCGCUACGAAGCGCAGAGACAGGCCGUACUCAUCGUUUACACGCUGAUUGAGUUUGACAGUCCGUGGAUUUCGUCCCAGACGGACAUUAUUGCGGCGCUGAAGAAAAUCUGGAAAAAUGAUCUGUACAAGACGUGCCAAGCGUCGGUAGUUUGCGAUCUGUGGCACCUGGUGGCCAAGAUUCUGAUCGAGUACUUUUCGCACAACACCAACGAGAUACCGCUGCUGUUCCAGCUGUUGCGUGCACUCUGCUUGCGCUUCAUUCCGGACUUUCAAUUCUUCCGUGAUUUCCUGCAGAACACCGUUUGUCAAAGCUACACCGUCGACUGGAAGCGUCAGGCGUUCUUCCACUUUGUCGAGUGCUUCGCCAAUCAGGAAAUCUCGCAGGAACUAAAGGCGAAAAUUCUCACCAUGGUCAUCAUUCCGAGCUUUGCCGUAAGCUUCGAAAAGGGCGAAGGGAACAAACUGGUUGGAGCUCCGCCCGCACCGUACCAGGAGGACGACAACAACGUCGUGUCGGUGUUCAUCAACAAAGUCAUCGAUCCGGAAAAGCCAUUCGCGAACGAAGACGCGGUAAGAAUUGCGCUGCUCCAGUUUGCCUGCUUGCUCGUGGAACGGGCCUCACCCCACAUUCACGACGGAGAUGCCAACAAUAAGCGCGAAGGUAACAAACUCCGACGGCUGAUGACGUUUGCGUGGCCAUGUCUGCUGCCGAAGAACUGUGUCGAUCCGGCGGCCAGAUAUCAUGGUCAUUUGCUGCUAAGUCACAUCAUUGCUCGGCUCGCCAUCCACAAGCGAAUCGUCCUGCAGGUGUUUCACUCGCUGUUGAAGGCCCACGCCGUUGAGGCGAGAACCGUCGUGAAGCAGGCACUGGAAGUGUUGACUCCGGCCAUGCCACUGCGAAUGGAAGAUGGCAACACGAUGUUGACUCAUUGGACCAAGAAGAUCAUCGUGGAGGAAGGACACUCGAUGCAGCAGCUAUUUCACAUUCUGCAGUUGCUGGUUAGACACUUUAAGGUCUACUACCGGGUUCGUCAUCAUCUGGUACAGCAGAUCAUCAACUCCAUGCAUCGGCUGGGUUUCACGGUGAACGCCACAAUAGACUACAGAAAAUUGUCGGUUGAGCUGGCCGAGGUCAUUAUAAAAUGGGAACUACAGAGAAUCAAGGAGGAAACGGACGGCACCGGCGCGGGCAUCGAAGACGAAGAUAGCAAGAUGCAAAGCGAGCACAAACCACAGGUCACCGGCGGAGUUAAGCGAACGGCCCAGGAGGAAGAAGCUCGCAAGAAGCUGGCCACAGGAGAGAGCAACCCGCAGCCGUCGCCCAGUACUUCGGCUGGUCCUUCUACUAGUGCAGUUGUAGCUACAACCGCUCCAAAGGUGGAAGGUUCCGGCCGUCCGAUUGACCGCGCUCACUGCGAUGCGGUGCUGAAUUUCCUCUUCCGGAUGGCAUGUCAACUGAACGAUGUGUCCACAACACCGGGCACGAUAUCACCGGGUGAGAGUCUGUCCAGGCGAUGCGUCACGCUCCUCAAGUUGGCCAUCAAACCGGACGUUUGGCAGCAACCGUUUGAUUUGAAGCUUACCUGGCUGGACAAAGUGUUUACCAGCAUCGAAGGUCAACAGCCCAACAUUGGCAACAUCUGCACCGCGCUGGAGCUGCUAACAUUCCUGCUGAGUGUGCUGAAAAAAGAUCAAAUUUUGACCACGUUCCGCCCACUGCAGAGAGGCCUUUCGGCGUGCGUAACCUGCCCCAACACGCGCGUCAUCAAACUGAUGCAUGGACUGCUAACAAGACUGAUGUCGAUCUUCCCCACCGACUCGCACCACAAACAUGACGAACUAGAAACGCUCUACGCCACAAUUAGUAAGAUGAUCUUUGAAGGACUGGCGACCUACGAGAAGAACUCGCAGGCCAACCCGUCAACGCUGUUCGGCACCCUCAUGACCCUGAAGGCAGCUUGUACCAACAACCAGAGCUACAUCGAUCGACUCAUCAUUCCAUUCAUGAGACUGCUGAACCGGUUGACCAAAGAACAUCUCGGAGGAAUAGCGAGUAACCAGAAUGGAAACACCAGCGAGGCGACCAAUAACGCUGGCUCGAUUGCGCUCGAACUUCUGGUGGUUUCACUGGAUUUGGUCAAGAAUCGUGUCGUGGUUAUGAGCGUCGAAAUGCGCAAAAUGUUCAUCGGAGGAAUUCUGGUUGGCCUGAUCGAGAAAAGCAACGACGUUAAGGUCAUCAAGGCGAUCGUCAAGAUGAUCGAAGAGUGGAUGAAGAACAAAAACACUCCGGUGACCGUGUCCCAGGCACCGACGCUGCGUGAAAAGUCCAUUCUCCUGGUGAAGCUGAUGCAGUACGUGGAGAAGCGAUUCGCCGACGACCAGGAAUUGAACGGACAGUUUCUGGAGCUGAUCAACUACAUCUACCGCGAUGAGCAACUCAAGGUGACGGAGCUUACGUCGAAGCUGGAAGCCGCGUUCCUGGCCGGACUGCGAUGCAACCAGCCCAAGAUCCGGGCCAAAUUCUUCGAAGUUUUCGACGGUUCGAUGCGACGCCGACUGCACGAUCGUUUGCUCUACAUUAUUUGUUCGCACGCGUGGGAUUCCAUUGGACAGCACUACUGGAUCAAGCAGUGCAUCGAAUUGUUGAUCCUGACGGCAAACACGACCACUCAAAUCCAAAACAGCAACGAGCACCAUCUUCUCCCUAGCAUUUCGUCCGUUAUCAAUCUGGCCGAGUCGGACGAAAAGAAGAACUUUGUUAUUUACACGUCGCUGCAAAGUGACCCGGCGGAGACGUCCUUCGAUCCCAUUGAGGACAAAGAGGACGCAUUCGACAUGGACAUGAGCGUAGAUUCGAACAUUUCACGACACGAAGAGAGCGAACGACCGGUCGCAAAUCGACAGGCCGCCCUCGCCAAGCUCAUCAGCCGACAGGCCGAAUUCCUCGAGGCAAGCCGGAAGGUUCGCACGGAACAACUGCUAGUGGCUACGGCCCAGCUAUGCCACAUGGAUACAGCACUUGCGGAAAAGGUUUGGCUCGAUGUGUUCCCGCGGUUGUGGUCGAUCCUGGACCAAGGCCAGCAACAGUCUCUCGACCGGGAGAUUGUUCCGUUCCUUUCGUCGGGCACUCACAUCAUCCAAAAGGAUUGUCAUCCCAGCGCACUGCACACCUUCGUCGAGUCCCUGUCCCAGUGUAGUCCGCCGGUUUACAUCCCGCCCAAUUUGAUGGCUUACCUGGGCAAGGCCCACAAUCUGUGGCACCGUAUGACACUCAAGCUGGAAGAAAUGGCCUUAGAGUGGCCGAAUCGCAAAGAAGUCGUUUCGGAGUAUAACGAAUUUGACGACGAGAACAAUCGCGACGGUUCGUACGUAAUGGAUCCGCUGUCGCAGAUGUACUCGUCACUGCACGAGGAAGAUCUGUGGGCUGGCCUCUGGCUCAAGUAUGCAAAGUAUCCCGAGACGAAUCUGGCCAUUGCCCACGAGCAGAUGGGUUUCUUCGAGGAAGCUCAAAGCAUUUACGAUUCCGCCAUGACCAAGUUUAAGCAAGAUCUCAACAACGGAGUCACACCGAACGAUAUGAACAGCGAGAUUCUGCUGUGGGAGAACCACUGGAUUCGGUGCGCCAAAGAGCUCAACCAGUGGGACAUUUUGAUGGAUUAUGGUCAGCUGAGCAAAGAUAAAAAUUCCUUCCUGAUCAUGGACAGCGCCUGGCGGGUUCCGGACUGGACGUUGAUGAAACAGGCCCUAUUGAAGGUGGAACAAUCCUGUCCGAAGCAGGUUGGCUACAAAGUGAACUUGUACCGGGGCUAUCUUACCAUUCUUAACCAGGAGCAGGAGCAGCAUCCGUCGUCGGUGGAACGGUACGUUGAAAUGUCGUCGGCUUACUGCAUGCGUGAAUGGCGCCGUUUGCCGCCGAUUGUCUCCCACAUCCAUCUCCCAAUCCUGCAAGCCUCCCAGCAAAUUAUGGAACUGCAAGAAGCGAGUCAGAUUCAUCAAGGUCUUUUGCAAAACAGAAGUUCUUCGCUGCACGACAUGAAAGCGAUCGUGAAGACGUGGCGUAACCGGCUACCCGUCAUUGCGGACGAUUUGUCCCACUGGAGUGACAUUUUCACCUGGAGACAGCACCAUUAUCAGAUCAUUACGUCGCACUUGGAGCAGCAGGGAGAUAACAACGCACCCUGUAUGUUGGGAGCGCACGCUUCCGCCCAAACGAUCAUCCAUUUUGGCAAGAUCGCCCGCAAACAGAACCUUACGGGGGUGUGCCAGGACUCGUUGUACAGGAUUUACACGAUUCCGUCGGUGCCCGUGGUGGACUGCUUCCAGAAGAUACGCCAACAGGUCAAAUGUGUGCUGCAGAUGGCCGCCGUCAACAGUCGUUUAGAGCUGUCCGAAGCACUGGAAGUGAUCGAACCUACAAAUCUAGACUUUUUCAGCAAAGAAAUGACGGCGGAAUUCUAUGCAAUGAAGGGACUCCUGCUGGCACAAACUGGUCGAUCGGAAGAAGCCAACAAGGCGUUCAGCGCGGCAACCCAACUUCACGACACUCUGAUUAAGGCUUGGGCGCUGUGGGGAGACUAUUUGGAGCACAUUUUCACACGUGAUCCGCGCCAAACCAAUCUCGGAGUUGCGACAAUGACCUGUUUCCUGCACGCUUGUCGUACGCAAAAUGAAAGCAAGUCGAGAAAGUACCUUGCCAAGGUAUUGUGGCUGUUGUCGUACGACGAAGACAAAUCCCUGCUGGACGCGCUGGACAAGUAUGCGGUUGGAGUUCCUCCAUUGCAGUGGGUUCCGUGGAUUCCACAGCUUCUGUGCUGUUUGGUGCAGUACGAAGGAACGGUCAUUUUGAACCUGCUGAGCCAAGUUGGUCGAAUGUUCCCGCAGGCCGUUUACUUCCCCAUCCGCACGCUCUAUCUGACGUUGAAGAUUGAACAACGCGAGCGGUACAAGAGUGUGGAGCAGGCAUCUGCCGCCGCCCAGAAGGUCACCGUCAACAAGAUGGAAGGUGGUGGCGGGACCGCCGGCGGAGCUUCGGUGACCAUUUCCACCCAACCCGGAGGAUCUGGCAAUCAACAGACGGCAGCAGCAGCAGGUGGACAACAGCAGCCAUCGGCAGCGGAUAAUCAACCAGGCGUCGCCACACCCGGGGGACCUUCCUUGCAGGCCACAACGACACCGAUUCGGGCCACACCGCCAAUGUGGAGAUGUUCGAAAAUUAUGCACUUGCAGCGGGAUAUUCACCCAACGGUGCUGAGCUCUCUGGAGGGCAUCGUCGAUCAAAUGGUUUGGUUCCGGGAGAAUUGGUACGAGGAGGUGCUUCGCCAACUGCGACAGGGCCUCACCAAAUGCUACGCAAUUGCAUUCGAGAACCGUUGCUCGGUGAACGAGGCCACAAUCACGCAGCACACGCUUAACUUUGUCAAAAAGCUCGUCUCGACGUUCGGCAUCGGGAUAGAUUCUAUGGUUUCAGAAAACAUUUCCAGUUCCGUGUCGUCCAACUUUUCGUCGGCUGCGUCGGAAUCACUGGCCAGACGAGCCCAGGCAACCGUCCAGGAUCCCGUGUUCCAGAAGAUGAAGGGCCAGUUUACGAGUGAUUUCGACUUUUCUCAACCGGGAGCGACGAAACUGCACAAUCUCAUCAACAAGCUCAAAAUUUGGAUCAAGAUCUUGGAGAACAAAACCAAGCAGCUUCCAAAAUCGUUCCUGAUCGAGGAAAAGUGUCGUUUCCUGUCCAACUUUAGUCAGAAAACAGCCGAGGUUGAACUGCCAGGAGAGUUGCUGCUUCCCAAGCAUUCCCACUAUCACAUCCGGAUUUCACGCUUCAUGCCACGUGUUGAUAUCGUACAGAAGCACAACACCGCUGCCCGCCGGUUGUACAUUCGGGGCACCAACGGAAAAAUAUAUCCGUACUUGGUGGUGAACGACACCGGGCUGGGAGAUGCACGCCGCGAGGAGCGCGUCCUGCAGCUAUUGCGUAUGCUCAACAACUAUCUGGCUAAGCAGAAGGAAACCUCCCGGCGUUUCCUGCACAUCACCGUGCCAAGAGUCGUGGCCGUUUCGCCACAAAUGCGUCUGGUUGAGGAUAACCCGUCCAGCAUUUCCCUGCUCGACGUCUACAAAACGGGCUGCACUAAGCUAAACAUAGAACACGACGCGCCAAUCGCACGCUACUACGAACGGUUGGCCAAGGUGCAGGCUCGCGGCUCGCAGACGACACACACCGUGCUGAGGGACAUUCUGCGAGAAGUUCAGACCUCGAUGAUUCCCCGAACAAUGCUCAAAGAUUGGGCGGUACGGAACUUCCGAUCGGCAACGGAUUACUGGCAGUUUAGGAAGAUGUUUACCCUGCAGCUGUCGUUAUCCUGCCUUAUGGAAUACGCACUCUAUCUGACCCGACUGAACGCCGACAUGAUGUAUCUUCACCAGGACUCCGGACUGAUGAAUAUUUCCUAUUUUAAAUUCGACGUAGACGAUUCGACCGGACUGCUGGACGUGAACCGACCGGUUCCGUUCCGACUUACGCCCAACAUUGUUGAGUUUCUGUCGACCAUCGGUGUCACAGGACCGCUCACAGCGUCCACCAUCGCAACGGCACGAUGCCUGGUGCAGCCCAACUUUAAACUUCCCACCAUCCUACGGGCGAUUCUUCGUGAUGAAAUAAUUGCCGUGCAGAAGAAGCGCAUCCUCGACGAAAAGCUGAUCGAUCAAGGAGCUGGCACCGACCUGUCGCAUGAAAACCCCGCGGUUGAAGUCGACUCGGAGACGGUCAUCACUACGGUUAACAAAGCGGUCAACAAUAUCAUGGCGCGGCUGAACAGUUUGGCGCGCUUCGACAACGCAGAGGUGAACCGAAUGAGCACCUUGGUGCAACUGGCCAGCAAUUCGGACAAUCUUUGCCGAAUGGAUCCCACGUGGCAUCCAUGGCUUUAAGCUGGUUAAAUUGGCUUUUAAAAUGAUACACUCUUACUCCUACAUGUUGUAUCGUAAAAAUAAAGAUAAUAAUAUUAAGCAAAGUAAACGUCCAUCACAUCGUUGGCGUUACGUGACUGAGGAAUGUUCCCUGAGGUGGAUAGCCAAUCAACAGACUACGUUGUCAGGUUACAACAUAAAUCUUAUCCAUACGGUUUAGGAAUUAAGGUUAUUCGUUGUAAAUAUGCGAAAAAUAAACUACGUUUUCAAAAUUCAAA
Messenger RNA from Culex quinquefasciatus (southern house mosquito), 12385 nucleotides. It is a transcript of the gene Nipped-A, whose product is annotated as transcription-associated protein 1. NCBI's taxonomy places the organism in Eukaryota, Metazoa, Arthropoda, Insecta, Diptera, Culicidae. The coding region runs from base 336 to 12128 and encodes 3930 amino acids. The record is from RefSeq and is a predicted model, not a curated record. Gene Ontology annotation, biological process: regulation of DNA-templated transcription; DNA repair. Gene Ontology annotation, cellular component: nucleus; NuA4 histone acetyltransferase complex; SAGA complex. Gene Ontology annotation, molecular function: transcription coregulator activity; protein binding. The transcript is spliced from 12 exons.